AUGGUGAGCACAGAAACAUCAGACACGGGAGAAAGUACAGCGAAUAUGGGAGCCGUCAACAAACUGAACGUGAAUGCUCCCAGUUUUUCUCCCAACCAAGCAUCAUCUUCGCAUGCAUCAAAUAAAGGGAAAAACACAGAGUCUCGUACUAUGAAGCGAUCGAAUUCACGUGGGUCUUCCAAGAGCAGUCAAAGAAUGCCUCGAAAAAAUCAACCUUCUACUACAGGCGGAAAAUCACAUAAGAGCAACACACGACCAAGCAAAAAGACGAGCGCCGUCGCUGAAGCAAUUAAUGAGUCGUUAGAAGAUGCCCAAAACGAAGAUGAUGAUCAUCUUUUUGAUAUUCUGUCUGGUAGGACGAAUCGUCGUGGUCAAAUAAGUUUAAACCACUUAUUGAAUUUCCAAUUUGCCCCAAGAAAUACGUACAGCACAAUGUCUGCUCCUAGGCGAACUAGACAAUAUAAUACUUACGGUUAUGGCUCAGGCUAUCAUCCCAUGGAUAAGGCCCGCUAUGUGAAUGCAAAUUAUCGAUUUAUUGUCUCGCCUUUGGGAGAAUAUGCUUAUCAAAAGUUAGAUCCAGACGCUCCUGUGAAGUGGGAAGAUGUUUGGCAAGUAUUGUGCUCUUCUGAUUUUCAAGUUGCUGUUUGUCCUUUUUGUCUCGGUGAAAAGCCGGUUGCGGCUCGUAUGUCCCGAUGUGGUCAUGUUUUUUGUUUCCCUUGCUUACUUCGGUAUAUGGAAACACCUACGAAUGAAGAAGUAAAGGCAGCUGAGCAUUCCGGUUUUAAGGUUCCAAGAUGUGGUAUUCGAACGUGUCCGAUUUGUUUGGAUGUUAUUAGGAUUCGCGAUAUUCGCCCUAUCCGUUGGGUACAGGAUGAAGAAUUUCAAAAAUUAGAAGAAGGAAAGUUGGUAUGUCUUCAUUUAUAUCAAAGAAAUGUCGGUUCAAUUUUGGCAUUCCCCAGAGCGUUUCGAUCUCUUGCGGUUGACGGUUCAUUCCAUACUGACAAUUUACCCAACGUCUCUAUGGAUGGUGCCGCGUAUGCUCGUAUUAUAAUCGGAACUCAUGAGUACAUGCUUCAACAACAUAGCAACGAAAUCGAACAGUUAGCUCAAGUAGCCGCUGAAGAUGUCGAUUUGUAUGGAGUGGCAGAUGAUUAUUACGAAAAAGCUACUGCAAAGCUUCUUGAUCAUACAACCGUUUUAUCCUCCAGUCUGGAUCAAAAUGAAAGAGCCUCGCUUGUGGCUAGUAUUGAUAACCUAAGUUUACAAAAUAACGCAUUAAAACAGCUGUCGAAUGUUGAAGAUCUUGGAAAGGGUGCUGGUGAGUCGGGAGAGACAGAAUCCUAUCUAUUCUACCAACCGUCAGCACAUUCACAUGUAUACCUAGCACCAUUGGAUAUUCGAAUACUGAAAACAGCAUUUGGGUCGUACGCCCGCUUUCCGAAUGAACUGCGACCUAUCGUAGAAAGAAUUUCUUCAGGACAUUCCGUAAACGCGGAAUUUAGGCAACGCUUCAAAUAUAUGGGACACCUACCUGAAGGCUGUGAAGUCGCCUUUAUAGAGUGUGAUUGGUCCAAAGUAGUCCCCGAAGAGACGUUGAAGGUGUUUAGGGCCGAAAUCAAUAAACGUCGUAAGCAACACAAGGCCCAAGAAACACGGGAAGAAAAAUAUCGACAAAAAGCACAGCGAGCUACUGAGGAUCAAAUUUAUACAGAACUUAAUAUGCAACGGCCUAUAAGGCGUCAAAUAGUCGAAGAAGAAAGUACGGCUGAUGCCUUUCCUACCUUGGACUCCCUGAAUGCGGCUGGUGAGGGCAAUUCAUCAACACAUUCGAAUGAGGAAACCCAAGCUUCUAAUAUGGUGGAUACUAGUCAAAAGGCGGCGGAGAAACAGAGAGUACAAACGGUAUGGGGAACACAGGCAAUUUCUGGAGCUUCGUAUGUAUCCGAUGAAAGUGAUGAUUCGGAUGCCUGGAAGGUCGAAUGGGACAAGGUUGCAAACAUGAGCACGAAUACCAAAAAUUCAAAGAACAAGAAAAAGAAAAAACUUGUAUUAUUAAGCACCGGAGGAGGGCGCCGGUGA
This is a messenger RNA of Schizosaccharomyces osmophilus, 2079 nucleotides long. RefSeq names its product ubiquitin-protein ligase E3 (gene rnf10). The transcript has a single exon. Gene Ontology annotation, molecular function: metal ion binding; transcription cis-regulatory region binding. Lineage: Eukaryota; Fungi; Ascomycota; Schizosaccharomycetes; Schizosaccharomycetales; Schizosaccharomycetaceae. The coding region runs from base 1 to 2079 and encodes 692 amino acids. Gene Ontology annotation, biological process: positive regulation of transcription by RNA polymerase II. The record is from RefSeq and is a predicted model, not a curated record.